Messenger RNA from Hirsutella rhossiliensis, 1272 nucleotides. RefSeq lists its product as uncharacterized. Gene Ontology annotation, molecular function: S-adenosylmethionine-dependent methyltransferase activity. The transcript is spliced from 3 exons. The coding region runs from base 1 to 1272 and encodes 423 amino acids. The record is from RefSeq and is a predicted model, not a curated record. NCBI's taxonomy places the organism in Eukaryota, Fungi, Ascomycota, Sordariomycetes, Hypocreales, Ophiocordycipitaceae.
AUGAACCUUCAUCCAGAGUCGGCCGUUGCCGAUGAGACGGCCUGGGGUAACGUUGACGAGGGGACCCAGGAUCCGGAAGAAGUCAGAGUCAUUUUCUCUGCCCUGGACUCUUUCCGCCAGUACGCCAAAGUCACACAUUUCAACGUCACCCACAUCCGGCGACAGUCGUUCUAUGCCCUGCCGCAAGCCCAUUGGAAGCUCCUUGCGGAACCGCCCUUUAGCUAUCUUGAGACGCUGGAAAGGGCCGACAACGCCAUCGACUCCAAUGCCGAGCUAGGCCGCGCCAUUCUGAACUCCGGCCUCCGCGCCUUUAGUUCCAUAGCCCCGGCAUCCGGCGAGCCAGAACCCGCCAUGCCGCAAGAGUGGCAGGGUGUCGCCAAGUACUCCGACAUUGACAAGGCCAGAAGCACCAUCCGGCAGUUCUUCCGUGACUGGUCGGCCGAGGGAGAGGCGGAGAGGGAUGCGUGCUACGGGCCUGUCGUAUCCUUUAUGGAGCGAGAGAGGGAAAAGCGGCCGCAGAGCGAUCGCCUAAAGGUUUUGGUCCCAGGCUUCGCGACGGAGGGAAACGAGAUAUCCUAUCACCAGCUCCUGGCGUCGUCGUACAUUCUCAACGACUGCGCCGGUGCUGAGUCCCACACCAUCUACCCCUGGGUACACUCCUUCUCCAACCACCUCUCGCGGGAGAACCACCUUUGCGGAUACAAGGUGCCGGACAUCCAUCCCGCCACCGUCCUCGCCAACACCCCUGCAGCCGGCUCCAUGUCCAUGAGCGCGUCCGACUUUCUGUGCCUGUACGCCGACGACGAGCACGAGGAGGCCUACGACGCCGUUGCCAGCGUUUUCUUCCUCGACACGGCGCCCAACCUGAUCCGGUACCUUGAGGCCAUCUGGCACUGUCUCCGGCCAGGCGGCGUCCUCAUAAACGUCGGGCCGCUGCUGUGGCACUUUGAAAACCUUCCGCCCGGCAACCACGGCCUCGACGACGACGGCGACGGCCAGCAUGACCCGAAAAACUCGUCGGGCAUCGCCGAUCCGGGCAGCUUUGAGCUGUGCGAGGACGAGACCAUAGCGCUGGUGGAAACGCUUGGGUUCAAGAUCGAGUCGCACGAGACGGGCCACGAGGCGCCGUAUAUCCGAGACGAUAAGAGCAUGCUCCACACGGUGUACCGCGCGAACAUUUGGUUGGCGCGCAAGGUCGAAAAACCCAAGGAGGAAGCCAGGAAGAAGACUACGGAUAAAUCUUCGCAGACGGCCGCGGAGGAAACACCAUGA